Xyrauchen texanus (razorback sucker) is the source of this 5629-nucleotide messenger RNA. RefSeq names its product centrosomal protein 104 (gene cep104). Gene Ontology annotation, cellular component: cilium. NCBI's taxonomy places the organism in Eukaryota, Metazoa, Chordata, Actinopteri, Cypriniformes, Catostomidae. The record is from RefSeq and is a predicted model, not a curated record. Bases 71 to 2926 code for a protein of 951 amino acids. The transcript is spliced from 22 exons.
AUGGAGAUGAACAGUGCCAGCUGCUGUUGUUGGAGUUCUGUCCACAUGCCCAUCAGAGCUCAGGAACGAGAUGCCUCAUAAGAUAGGCUUCACUGUGAUCAGCUGGUCUGGUCAUGAAGAAAACUACAAUGCCAAAAAGCUAAUGGUCCACGCACCCACCAUCAAUGGCUGGAGAUCCACUAGGUUCUGUCCAUUCCCUCAGGAAAUUACUCUGCAGUUGGUGGAGAGAUGUCGCAUCAGGAAGCUGCAGCUGCUGGCCCAUCAGUACAUGAUCUCGUCCAAGAUUGAGUUCCACAUUGGAGACAGACUGCCAGAGCCCACCUCACCCCAGCAGGAUCAGUGGCUCCACAGACUGGGGUAUGUGUCUCUCUCAGACAAUGAGAAGACCAGUUUCAGAGCGAGAGAGCUGAAAUCAGUUCAUGUAGAUGCAGUGGGGGCUUACCUGAAGCUCACCUUUCACAGAAACCAUGCAAAUCAGUACAACAUCUACAAUCAGGUUGCAUUGGUGGCCCUAAAUAUUUUAGGGGACCCUGUGGAUGCAAAUGAUGUUGGCUCAUCGCUCAACCGUGUUCAGCUGAUUGAUCAAUAUCUUAACAACAGCCAAUACAGCUCAGCCUUGGAUGGCACAUACACAGGGCUUUCGAGUUAUAAAUGUGAAUCUAUCUCGCCACUUGAUGAUUUGGCAUUCGACAUGUAUCAGGAUCCUGAAGUGGCCCAUAUCAUUCGUCUACUGGACCAGAAAAAACAGGACAUGGUUCGGCAGGAGAGAUUCGAUCUGGCGAAAAUACUCAAACAAGCAAUUGCAGACUUGCAAAAGGUGGGAGAGCGAUUGGGGCGGUAUGAUGUGGAGAAACACAGUGCCAUAGAACGAGAGGACUAUGACACAGCGAAGCAAAAGAAAGAGGAAAUGGAUGCUUACAGACUCACAGUCUACCAGCAACUGGAGCUCCACAACCUGCUGGACAUCAGUCAGAUCCCAAAAAUUGUGGAGGUUUUCGAUGGUGAAUUUCUCUCUCCAAAAGCUGGAAUGCAAAAACCCACAUCUUGUCCAGAGGACUCACCCAGGAAGAAGAAACAGAAUCAAGAUGUGAAGGAGACUGAUGCGCAGGACACCCCAAAACCAGCUAGCCCUAAACACACAGUUGUUCCAAUAUCGCUGACUCCUCCACACGUGCCCAAGAUUGAUAUCAGUUCCCUUCCUUAUGACGAGAGGCCUCUACCUUCUUUUAGGAAGAGAUCGAGUGAGCCUCCGGUCAGUCAGGUCGAUGAAAUUCCCCCUCUGACAGACUCAACCACCCCACACAGCCCUGGGGUCACAGGACAGCCAGAACCCCUCACAGAGAAAGCCCAGAGAGAGGCCAGUCUGCCUAUUGAGAUCUAUGGAGACAGUCUGGUGGCAGGUGCCUAUUCAAAGACAUGGACCUACAGGGAGGAUGCCUUGCUGGGAGUCUACAAGAAAUUGUUGGAGGUUUCACCCGGAACCCCAAAAGCAGAACUGCGGAGCAUGACGCGAGCAGCUGUAUUCCUCUGCAAGAAAGCUCUCACCGAUAAAGUUUCAUCCGUGUUUCAGGCAUCCCUUAAACUGCUUCGGAUGAUUCUGAGUGAGUUUAUUCCUGCCCAUCAGCUGGGCAGAUCUGAGAUCAGUCACUGUGUGGAACAGACUUUGAAUAAUCUGCUCUUUAGGACUGGAGACUCUGCCCUGAGACUUAGAACACUGGCCAUCACCUUCAUACAGGAAAUGGCUUUAAUUAAUGAGGUGAGAUCUCUGCAAAAUGUGCCUUUGGAAAUUGUCAGACCCAUUCAAAGCAAUCUACCUAUUAGGCUGGCACUUAGCAGACUGGAACUGUUGGAAAAGCUUCUAGAACAGCUGGGCACCAAAGACUCUGGCUUCACACUCGACAACGUCAUGCGGUUUUUGACAGUUGGGUUGGAGCACAGCGCUGCCUCAGUGCGAUUACUCUCGGUGCGAGUUGUCCAGGCCAUGUUCCGUCUUCAUGGUAAAGCGGUUCUACAUUAUCUUCCUCCCAAUGACAGCAGCACAUGUAAAAACGUCCUCUACAAGAACCUGUUUGACUCCCUUUCGAAGUUGGAUGGAAAUACCAUUGACACACAGAAGCCAAAAAAGGGAGCAGAACAGGAAGAAGGCGAGCGAGAGAAAGAGGAAAUCAGGAGCUUACAGGAGCAGCUUGCAGUACUGAAGGAGAUCAGUGAUAAAGGGAAGGAAAAUGCCUGGAAACAACCUGAGAAAAAAUCUGAGAAGGCGACUAAAUCAGCAGGUGUUAAAAAGAGAACCCAGUCUGUCUCUGCUGAUGUGAAAGGCAGCCAACAAGCUGCGGCUAAUUUCUUAGACAAUCUAUGUAUUUUCUGUGGGGAGAGAGAUGAGUCGUUUACAGUGGAUGGACUUGACCUGCACUACUGGAAACAUUGUCCAAUGCUGCAGCGCUGCCUUCGGUGUAGACAGGUCGUGGAAAUUGCUAGUCUGACAGAGCACUUGCUAACAGAAUGUGAGCGGAGGGCAGAUUUUACCCAGUGUCCUCUCUGCUUUGAAGCCCUCCCUCAAGACAAGUUAACAGGGCAUGCUCAGAGCACAGCUUGCAAUCCACCAGCUUCUGUGGAAAACUGGAAUCACUGUCCUCUUUGCCAUGAAAACCUUGCCUCUGGAGAGGAGGGUUGGAAGUCUCACCUCAUGGGAGCAGAGGGUUGCAAACAGAACUCACGUAGGAGAGUGGUACAGCAGAGCACUCUCACACACACACAAGGAAAGAUAGUCAGCACAUCUGUAGCGAAGACAACAAUGGUGAUUUCCAAACCUAAGGCUCGAGGGCAGGGGAGAGGCAGUCGCAUCCAUGCACCUGCUUCCAGAAUCAACAGAGGCAACAAAAAUCCCCCAGGCAAGGUCUCUACCCACAGACUACAACAGGCAUAGCACAGGAACUACAUGCUAACUUUACUGGAAUAAACCUCUUAUGACUGAUUCGCAGCAAAAACGUGAAUCUACUUCAUAUCAGGGGUUGCCGGGUUUAACAUAAAUGAUUGCACUUAUUCUGUACUUGUUUAAAAAUGUUCCUACAUUACACGAUUGUAGCAUCAGCAUCAUUGUUCUGAGCACAAGCUGUUAUGGGAGACACCUGAUAUAAAAUUUACCCAUAACUAAAUGUAACAGAGUAUAUGUAGGAAGCUUGGAAAAUCUAAAAUGUAUGAUGAUAAUUUAUGAGAUAUUUGACCAGAGAAACCGGUUAUGAGCAGGUAUUCUGCUCUGUGUUUAACUUUUCUUUUGUAAACUAUUUUAAAAUUAUAUUCUUGUAUCUUGUUUUAAACUUGCUUUGUUUAGUGUGUGUAUUUUAUGUGAACAUUUUGUGAUUUGUAGCACUCAAAGAUCAAAAGGAUCACUAGCACCAUAGCUAAAAGUGUAAAGUAGCCUUUUAAAACAAACAAAAAAUCCAUUAUAGAUUUGGACUUGCAGAGCUCAUAGAGACCAUUUAUCUGAGUCUCAUUUUAUUAUCUCUGAUUCAGAUAAUGCACUAAAUUGGUCCUCACCACAUAAUGUUUGCUUGUACAAAAAUUUUGUUUUUCUUGAAGGGGGCUGUGACUCAUGUUGCUGAACUGCCCUUUUUUCCCCAAGAAAAUCAUGACUUAUUGGUACGGAGACAGUGCCAACACAUGAGGCCACUGCUGGCAGAAUGAAGAGCCAACUCUAGAAAACCUGUUUGAUUUACAAGGGCGACACUAUAGACUAUUAACAACUCAUUGGUCUUUGCAUUUACUUCAGUAUUAUAACUCUUGGUAUCAUUUAAUUUUUCCUAGAAAGGGCUCAAUCUUAUUUGUAGUUGCUGGUAUGCAAACUGUUUUGUCUGGUGUGUGAAUUAUGCUCCAGUUAAGUUUUAAAUCACAGGGUGUGAUCUGCAACCUGCUAUUAGAAGCUGUAUUCAUUCAGUUAUGCUUUGGUCCAUAAUUUGCAUUUCAAGUGAAUCCUUAUUUUUAUAAGAUUCAUAUCAUUUAGAUUGACCGAGACCGAAAUAAUACGAAAGGCAGAACAAGCUGAUUCGGUGCCUAAUAAUACAGAAUCAUGUACUUUUAAAAAUAUUUGUGUACAAUGAGGAGUGAACUAAAGAAUUUAUUCUGAAUUUAUGAGAAUGAGUAACGAUAGAGUUAAAUUGAACUCAAAAACGAAACCACCUUAAACACUUCCUCAGUACAGAGAUGUCACUGUGUUUUCAUUUUAAGAAUGUGUUCUGGUGUCAUGCUGACAUAAUGCAGUGUCUGUAGCUCACACUUUCACUGCUGUGGCAAAAACAUACACAUAACAGAUUAAGGGAUGCACCGCAUACAUGUUUCUCUCAUGUAUGGAUAUGUUGCUGGUCUAAGAUGUCCAAUUUUUAAAUAUCAAUUAUAUAUCAAUAUAAUUUUGAGUCAACCUAAGCAAUUGAUUUAGAGUGUAAAGUGUUGUAUAAGUGGCAAAAACAUGUAAAUCCAAAUGAGUGAUGCAUAACCAAAUGGUAUUAAUUUUGAAAACAAAAGUCUUAAUAUAUAUGAAAUAUACUGUAGAUGAUACUGGUAGUAUAUGAUAGGAUUUUUUGAACGGAGUAGCGCUUGUUUUUUUAUGUUUGCUAUAAUCAGUAUUUAUUUUCGGCAUAAAUCAUCUAAAUUAUAGAGUAACAGAUUUAAAAAGCACAGCAGAGCUUUUUCUAUCACAGUAAACUGGUGCUAGUGAGCAGAGGAAGUACUAAAAAUUAUGCACUAAUUACGAAUUUGAUUGUUCUCCAGGAUGUGGUUGCGAGCUACCUUUAGGUACUAUGAAUUUAGUGGCCAAUUAGAAAAUACUUGGCCUUGCAUUUACUCCUUGGGUAAAUUUGGGGUCUUAAUCUUUGGGGUCUUAAUCUUGCCGCUUUCCAUGCAUUCUAAACAGUAUAGGUGGGCUUAUGCAUUGCACUGCUUUUCCUCAAACACAAAAGCACAGUUUACAGCUUUUAAUGUUGUAUGUAAAGGAUAAGAUGUCUGCACAUAGGGAGCCUGGGUAGCUCAGCGAGUAUUGACGCUGACUACCACCCCUGGAGUCACGAGUUCAAAUCCAGAGUGUGCUGGGUGACUCCAGCCAGGUCUCCUAAGCAACCAAAUUGGCCCGGUUGCUAGUGAGGGUAGAAUCACAUGAGGUAACCUCCUCGUGGUUGCUAUAAUGUGUGAUUAUCGGUCACGGUGGGGCACGUGGCGAGUUGUGCUUGGAUGCCGCAUAGCGUGAAGCCUCCACAUGCGCUAGGUCUCCGUGGUAACACGCUCCACAAGCCACGUGAUAAGGUGCAUGGAUUCUCUGUCUCAGAUGACGAGGCAACUGAGAUUCGUCCUCUGCCACCUGGAUUGAGGCGAGUCAUUACGCCACCACAAGGACUUAAAGCGCAUUGGGAAUUGGGCAUUCCAAAUUGGGGAGAAAAUAAAAAGAUGUCUACACAACAACCAGAUACUUAUCAAGAAAUAUAGUUUUGAUUUCAUUUAUACUGCUAUUUUAAAGCAUAAAAUGUGUAAGCUUGCAGGAAUAAUUUUUUUGUAUUUUGAAUUCUAUUAAUACACAUUGAUUUCAUGCCCCACAAAUUUAUGUAUCAAAAUUGAUGGAAACUAAUAUUUGCUUUGACUAAGC